Melospiza georgiana is the source of this 2328-nucleotide messenger RNA. RefSeq names its product keratin-associated protein 16-1-like. Lineage: Eukaryota; Metazoa; Chordata; Aves; Passeriformes; Passerellidae. The coding region runs from base 1 to 2328 and encodes 775 amino acids. The transcript has 4 exons. The record is from RefSeq and is a predicted model, not a curated record.
AUGCGUCGCGCCACCGGCUGCCCGCUGAGCCAGAUCUGCAUCCCCCCUCCGGCCGUGCUGGUGAGGAGCUUCCCGGUGAGCUCCAGCCUGGAUCCCUGCGGCACCACCGGCACCUUCCCGGGCCUCCCUCGCCGCCGCAGCCCCUGCUGCUACCCCGGCACCACCACCUACGUCAGCCUGGGCAGCCUGGGCAGCCUGGCCCAGGCCACCAAGCCCUGCGGCCUCGUGGCCACCUUGAGUGGCCCCCCGUGUGACCAGGACGUGGUGGGGUGCUCCACGAGGUUCUGCAGGAACCCCUGCUGCUGCUGCCGGGUGACCGAGAGCUGUAGCAGGAGCCGGGACUGCUGCCAGGAGGUGGCCAAGUGCUCCACGGGCACAUGCCAGGAUCUGUGCUGCCAGGAGGUCACCAAGUGCACCACCACAUGUCAGGAUCCGUGUUAUAAGGAGGUCACCACGUGCACCACCACAUGCCAAGAUCCGUGCUGUCAAGAGGUCACCACAUGCACAACGACGUGUCAGGAUCCGUGCUGCCAGGAGGUCACCAAGUGUGUUACCACGUGUCAGGAUCCGUGUUAUAAGGAGGUCACCAAGUGCACCACCACGUGUCAAGAUCCAUGCUGUCAAGAAGUGACCAAGUGUGUCACCACAUGCCAGGAUCCCUGCUGCCAGGAGGUCACCAAGUGUGUCACCACGUGUCAGAAUCCAUGUUAUAAGGAGGUCACCACGUGCACAACGACGUGUCAGGAUCCGUGUUAUAAGGAGGUCACCAAGUGUGUCACCACGUGUCAGGAUCCAUGUUGUAAGGAGGUCACCACAUGCACCACAACAUGCCAGGAUCCGUGUUGUAAGGAGGUGACCACAUGCACCACAACAUGCCAGGAUCCCUGCUGUAAGGAGGUCACCAAGUGUGUCACCACGUGCCAAGAUCCGUGUUGCAAAGAAGUGACCAGGUGCACCACCACGUGUGUGGAUCCCUGCUGCCAGGAGGUCACCAAGUGUGUCACCACAUGUCAGGAUCCCUGUUGUAAGGAGGUCACCAAAUGCGUCACCACGUGCCAAGAUCCCUGCUCCAAGGAGGUCACCAAGUGUGUCACCACAUGCCAGGAUCCCUGCUGCAAGGAGGUGACCACAUGCGCCACCACGUGUGUGGAUCCGUGUUGCAAGGAGGUCACCAAGUGUGUCACCACGUGCCAAGAUCCGUGUUGCAAGGAAGUGACCACAUGUACCACGUGUGUGGACCCGUGCUGCCAGGAGGUCUCCAAGUGUGUCACCAGGUGUGUGGAUCCCUGCUGCCAGGAGGUCACCAGGUGUGUGGAAACAUGUUGUCAGGAGGUCACCAAGUGCAGAACCAGGUGUGUGGAUCCCUGCUGCCAAGAGGUCACCAAGUGUGUCACCACGUGUGUUGAUCCCUGUUGUCAGGAGGUCACCAAGUGCACCACCAGAUGUAUUGAUCCAUGCUGCCAGGAGGUCACCAAAUGUGUCACCAGAUGUGUGGAUCCGUGUUGCAAGGAGGUCACCAAGUGCACCACCAGAUGUGUUGACCCAUGCUGCCAGGAGGUCACCAAGCGAGUGACCACCUGUCAGGACCCUUGCUGCCAGGGAGUGACCACCUGCAGCACCACCUGCCAGGACCCCUGCUGCCAGGGAGUGACCACCUGCAGCACCACCUGCCAGGACCCUUGCUGCCAGGGAGUGACCACCUGCACCACCACCUGCCAGGACCCUUGCUGCCAAGGAGUGACCACCUGCCAAAACCCCUGCUGCCAAGGAGUGACCACCUGUCAGGACCCCUGCUGCCAGGGAGUGACCACCUGCACCACCACCUGUCAGGACCCCUGCUGCCAGGGAGUGACCACCUGCACCACCACCUGCCAGGACCCUUGCUGCCAAGGAGUGACCACCUGCACCACCACCUGCCAAGACCCUUGCUGCCAGGGAGUGACCACCUGCCAAAAUUCCUGUGGCCAGGGAGUGACCACUUGCCAAAGUUCUUACUGCCAAGGAGUGACCACCUGCACCACAACCUGCCAGGACCCCUGCUGCCAGGGAGUGACCUCAUGCCAAAACCAGUGUGGCCAGGGAGUGACCACCUGCGCCACCAGCUGCCAGGGAGUGACCUCAUGCCAAGACCCCUGCUGCCAGGGAGUGCCCACCACGUGCCCAGCCCCGUGCUGUGUCCCCAGCCGUGCCACCUCUCAGGCCCGUGGGGGUGUCCAGGUUGUCACCAGGUGCGCCGACUCCUGUCCCACCACCUGCGUCACCCAGACCUGCCCCGUGUGCGGCCAGCGCUGCUCCGUCUCGGGCUGCCCAAAAUUCCGGGCUCGCUGA